GGGAUGCAGCAAGAAUAAUACUGAGACAGGAAAGAAAACAUUUUUAAAAAAUGAAUUAUUUAUUCACUUUCUAGUGGAUACAGAAAAAACUGCAGAAGACCCAGAGGAUAUCAGGGCAGGUUAAAAGUUUGAUAUCUUACACCUGUGGAAAAGCCUUAAGAUGUGUUUUAACUUACAGCAGGUGGGGUGACUUCAUGACUACCAUUAGGAAAAUAUAACCUGUUGGGAAACUGUUUCUGCCUUGACGAUUUUUUACAGACAAGAGCUAAACAGUGAGGAAUAUGCUUAGAUGUAUUGGGAAAGAGAUGGGUCUGUGCCAUUGUCACAAGGGUACACGAAUACUGAGAGUGAAUGCUGAAGGAAUGAUCCCCAUUGGUGGUGACCUCAGGUGAGACCAGGGUGCCUGUGUUUCAGCAAAGCCUGGGCAAUUGGAAUGCAGGGCUCCUAAGAUUCCAUGACACUCCCACCUUCUAAUUCUGUUAUUGCAACUGCAGAUGGUUACCUGGCACGCUGGCCACAAUCUCCCUCACUCUUGUUAGAGUCUGAGCUACGGGCAGUGCCUUCAGCUCUGAGCUAAGGUACCUCGAACCUUGUCUUUGUGGUUAAGGAUCCUAAAGUGCUGUGCGGAGUGAUCACGUUUUUCUCAACAGUAAGUUAAGAAUUUCAGUUACUGACAUCCCUUAGUCCUGAUUAAACCUAUUUGAUUUCACCAAUGUUUAACCCACCAUAUAUUUGUGUUUCUUCUCCCCAGUCCCUGACUCCACCUCUUCUGCCACAAACGUCAGCAUGGUGGUAUCUCCUGGCCCUUGGUCCAGUGAGAAGGCAGAGAUGAACAUUCUAGAAAUCAAUGAGAAAUUGUGCCCCCAGCUGGCAGAGAAGAAACAGCAGUUCAGAAACAUAAAAGAGAAAUUUCUUGUAACUCAAGUGGCCUACUUCCUGGCCAACCAGCAGAAUAAAUACAAGUAUGAAGAGUGCAAAGACCUCAUAAAAUCUAUGCUGAGGGAUGAGCUGCAGUUCAAGGCGGAGAAGCUUGCAGAGCAGCUCAAGCAAGCUGAGGAGCUCAGGCAAUAUAAAGUCCUGGUUCACUCUCAGGCACGAGAGCUGGCCCGGUUAAGGGAGAAGUUACGGGAAGGGAGAGAAGCCUCCCGCUCAUUGACUCAGCAUCUCCAGGCCCUCCCCACUCUGGAUGAGCCGGACAAGUCCCAGGACCUCCGAGAACAGCUGGCUAAGGGGUGUAGGCUGGCACAGCACCUUGUCCAAAAGCUCAGUCCAGAAGAUGAUGAAGAUGAGGAUGAAAAUGAUAAAGCUGAGGAGGUCGAUAAAGUACAGGAACCACCUGCCCCCAGAGAGGCGCAGAAGGCUGAAGAAAAGGAAGUCCCUGAAGACUCACUGGAGGAAUGUGUCAUCAGUUGUUCAAAUAGCCACGGCCCUUCUAACUCCAACCCGUCUCACAGGAACACAAAAAUCACAUUUGAGGAAGACAAAGUCACCUCAACUCUGAUUGUAGAUGGUGAAUCCUCUCAAGAUGGAUGGCAGCAUGCUCUAAACAUUCUCCCAGAAAAUCGAAAUGAUCAUAAGGAAGAGGAAGGGAAAGCGCCAGUGCCCCCCAGUCACCAUGAUAUGUCCCAAUCUUACCAGCCUUGCGAAGGCACUUUCUUGGCACUGGACGAACAGAAAGUUUACUCUGCUCAGGAUGUAGCCAGCGAACACUCCAAUUCCAAAGGAGAGGAAACCCCACUUGGCUUCCCAGAAAAGCAACUUGGUCUUGAAGAGGUGAAAAGACAAGAAACGAUUGCUCCCAGGCUCAGCAGGGAACCGCUGAGGGUGGACAAGCAUGAAGUCCCCCGGGAGUUACUGGAUGGAUGUUAUUUGAUUGCUUCUGUUCUUCCUGACCUGACUUACUCCUGCCAGCCUUAUAGGAGAACUUUGUAUUCUUUUGAAGAAAAGCAAGUCAGCUUGGCUCUUGUAGACAAAAUUAACAGGGAUCAAGAGGAGCUAGCAGACCAAGACCCACCAUGCCGCAGACUGAGGCAGAAGCUGCUAGAGGUGGAGGAGCAGGAGGUCCCAGAGAACUCCCUGGAUGAAGUUUACUUGACUCCUUCGGUUCCCCAUGACCUGUGUGACUGCCACCAGGCUUAUAGCGGCACCUUGUACUCACUGGAGGAUCAGUUCACCUGCUCUGCUCUAGAUAUAGCCUGUCCCACCCAGGCAGCUUGUCCCCACGGGCCUUGGAGUGGAGACAUCGGCCACCACCUGUCAGAGAUGCAGGCUUCACAGGCACAGCCGGAGCCGAGAACCCUGGUGCCCAAUUCUUUGCAACUGCAGCUGGAUCAAGGGUUUGACUGUGGCUAUGGCUUAGCCAGGUGGGGCGUUUCCUCCACCACCUGCAGCUUCACAGCCAACGCUGAUCCUGGGAAGCAAUGGCCCUUCCAAGAGCUGGGUUCAGAGCCUUCCCUUGGAAUGAAGAACCCUCCCCAGCUGGAAGGUGAUGCUCUUGAAGGCUCAACCGACAACACACAUGGACAUCAAGUCAUUGGCCACAUUCAUGCCUCAAGUGUCCUAAAACCGAAAAUGAUCAAAAGAAAACUGCCGUUCAGCAGGUGGAGACUGGCAUGCAGAUUCCCUGGCCUGCAAGCUUAGAGUAGGAAAGUAAUCACAUCUAUGGCUCUUAGCGGCACUCGCUCCUUAUUUCUCUCUGUCUAUGAUGACAGCUCCUUCUCCCACUGCUGUUCUCUUCCCUAUUUGUGGGUAUUGUCUGAGGCCCCUGCUGCUUCUCACG
Chlorocebus sabaeus (green monkey) is the source of this 2779-nucleotide messenger RNA. Its product is annotated as NBPF family member NBPF4. Lineage: Eukaryota; Metazoa; Chordata; Mammalia; Primates; Cercopithecidae. The record is from RefSeq and is a predicted model, not a curated record.